Messenger RNA from Syngnathus acus (greater pipefish), 6255 nucleotides. Its product is annotated as roundabout homolog 1-like. The record is from RefSeq and is a predicted model, not a curated record. Gene Ontology annotation, molecular function: protein binding. Lineage: Eukaryota; Metazoa; Chordata; Actinopteri; Syngnathiformes; Syngnathidae. Bases 445 to 5022 code for a protein of 1525 amino acids. The transcript is spliced from 30 exons.
CACUUCUCCUCGUGUGCGCACUGACGCAGACGCACAAGCGUCUCACCCAACCAACGCCGCUUCCACUUUUGCAGCAGUCUGGCGUGCACGGGCUCCACAUUGAAACCUCGCUAAAAAGUGCUUGCCACAAUAUUUCUAUUAGGUCAUUUCCUACUUGCGCGAAAUGACGAUUGGACUCAGGCGAUGGAUGCGGUGAAGUUGCCGUCGCCGGUCCGAAGUGAGGAGCCGCGUGGAGAAAGCCCCCUAUUUUGUCUCGAGUGGGAUACUUCAUCGAGAAUUCAUCUGAACUUUAAGCGGGCAUCUCUCCGUGAGGAGUGGCUCUGAGACUCUUUAAUUCGACCAAGCCUGACAGCAACUCGGGCUCACAAGUUCGGAUUUAGAUGAACUAAGUGUAACCACAACGCGCAUUCAAAGUCUGGAAUACUCCGACUGCUGCUUCUUUGAAUGAUGCCUGCCCGUUCCAAGGGGAUUUAUUGGCUUUUGGCAUUUCUGCACCUUUGUUCAGGGUCUCGUCUUCGCCAAGAGGACUCCCCUCCCCGCAUCGUUGAGCACCCCUCUGACCUGAUUGUGUCCAAAGGGGAACCAGCCACUCUCAACUGUAAAGCAGAAGGCCGUCCGCCACCUACGGUGGAGUGGUACAAGGAUGGGGAACGUGUGGAGACGGAUCGGGACAACCCUCGCUCGCACCGCAUGCUCUUGCCGAGCGGCUCGCUCUUCUUCUUACGUAUUGUCCACGGACGGAGGAGCAAGCCUGACGACGGCAGCUACGUCUGCGUGGCCCGCAACUAUCUGGGCCAGGCAGUCAGUCACAAUGCAUCGCUGGAAGUAGCUAUUCUACGUGAUGACUUCAGACAGAACCCAGUCGACGUCAUGGUUGCAGUGGGUGAGCCCGCAGUGCUGGAGUGCCAGCCACCCCGUGGACAUCCCGAGCCCACUAUCUCGUGGAGGAAAAAUGGAUUGAACAUAGACGACAGAGAGGAACGAAUUACAAUCCGCAGUGGCAAGCUGAUGAUCACCAACAGCAGGAAGAGCGACGCAGGAAAAUACAUUUGUGUUGGAACCAACAUGGUUGGGGAGCGUGAGAGUGAAAUCGCCGAACUCACUGUGCUUGAGCGUCCAACGUUCCUCAAGCGGCCCAGCAGUGCAGUGGUGCUGGCAGACGGGAGUGUGGAGUUCCACUGUGCGGCUCAAGGUGAUCCUGUUCCGACGGUCCGCUGGAGGAAAGAUGAUUCGGAGCUACCUAAGGGCAGAUAUGAAAUCCUAGAAGACCACACUUUGAUUGUUCGCCAAGUGACCUCUUCAGAUGAGGGUUCCUAUACAUGUGUGGUGGAGAACAUGGUUGGCAAGUCUGAAACAUCUGCUAUGCUUACUGUUCACGUCAACUCUGUGAGACCAGCAUUUGCCUUACGCCCCAGAAACCAGGUGGCGGCAAUAGGAAGGACUGUCACCUUCCAGUGUGAGGCCACGGGUAACCCGCAGCCCGCUAUCUUCUGGCAGAGGGAGGGCAGUGAAAGUCUUUUAUUCUCGGCACCGCAGCCCUUCAGCCGUGUGUCAGUCUCCCAGAUGGGCAGUUUGACCAUCACCGAUGUUCAACAAUCUGAUGGCGGCCUGUACAGCUGUCAGGCUCUCAAUAUUGCUGGCAGCGUUAUUACCAAAGCACUGUUGGAGGUUACCGAUUCUGGCUCAGAAUUACCUCCCCCUGUAAUUAGACAGGGCCCGGUCAAUCAGACGGUUCCUGUGGACAGCACAGCAGUGUUGAGUUGCCAUACAGCUGGCAUGCCACCUCCGUCGGUACACUGGAAGAAGGACGGUGCCGUGCUGUCACCACUGGACACACGUUUGUCCAUAGCAGAAAGCGGCUCACUUGAGAUUCGCUACACAAAGCUUGGAGAUACCGGCUUCUAUACUUGUGUGGCUUCUAGUCCCAAUGGAGAGGCCUCCUGGACAGCAUAUUUACAAGUAGAGGAGUUUGGAGUCAUUGUCCAGACCAGUGGACCUUCAGGCCCCGCCAUGCUGCCUGGUGCCCCAACGAAACCAGAGAUUACUGACGUUAGCCCCACUUCUGUCACUCUUUCAUGGAAAGCCAACCCCAAUGGUGGUGCAACGCCUACAUCUUACCUAAUAGAGGCAUUCAGUCAUACUUUAGGCAGCAGAUGGGUGACCUUAGCCGAGCAUGUGCAGAUGCAGACUUUUGUCCUGAAGAACCUGAAACCUGGCACCGUUUACCUUUUUAUGAUCAGAGCUGUCAACGCUUACGGCCUCAGCGACCCCAGUACCAUUUCAGAUUCAAUCCGGACGCUCGACAGCACUUAUACAGCUGAGGGAACAGACCCAAGUCACAUCCAGAGGGAGUUGGGGGAUGUGGUGAUCCACCUAAACACUCCCACGGUUGUGUCGUCCUCUGCGGUCCGGGUGAACUGGAUGGUUGAGCAGCACUCUGUGUACAUUCAAGGCUACAAGCUGUUGUACAGGCCCUCAGCUGAGCACGGUCAACCUGAGGGCCAGUGGACUGUCCUGGAUGUACGUGCCCCACAUAAGGACGGAGUGUUGAUCGGUCAGCUCAAGAAAGGCGCCAUCUAUGAGUUCAAAGUGCGGCCCUUUUUUGACGAAUUCCAGGGAGCCGACAGUGAGGUGAAGGUGAUCAGAACGUUGGAAGAAGCACCAAGACGAGCACCUCAGGAUGUUACUGUAACAAAGAGCGAUACCAAUGGUACUGCAAUCCUCGUAUCAUGGAAAGCACCUCCAGUCCCCGAGGAGGCACAAGUCAUUCAGGAGUACAAGAUCUGGUGCCUGGGUAAUGAGAGUCGCUAUCACGUGAACCAAUCUGUCGACAGCUACACCUUCUCUGUACUGGUUCCCGGUUUGGCACCGGGGAUUCGCUACAGUGUAGAGGUCGCGGCAAGCAAUGGUGCCGGACCUGGGGUCAAGAGCAAGGUCAUGUUCUUUCAGUUUGACUCUGCUGGUCAGAUGAUGGAUCUGAGUGAGGAAAAGGACACAUUGUCACACAUUUCAGACGUGGUGAAGCAACCAGCAUUUAUUGCAGGCAUUGGCGCCACCUGCUGGUUCGUUCUUAUGAUUUUCAGUGUGUGGCUGUACCGUCACCGCAAGAAGAGAAGUGGCCUCAGCAGCACGUACACCGGCAUCCGCAAGGUGCCAUCAUUCACCUUCACACCAACAGUUGCAUAUCAAAGAGGAGAAUCUGUGUGCAGCGCUGGCAGGCCCGGCCUUCUCGGCAUGGGUGAACCUCUGAACCAGUUGUGGCUGCCGGAUAAUUGGCCGAAUGCAUGCGCCAAUCAUAAGGACUGCAGCAUCAACUGCUGCAAUAACGGUAACGGCACCAGUGACAGUAACAUGACAACAUACAGCCGACCAGCCGAUUGCAUCGCCAACUAUGGAAAGCACCCAGACAACACACACGGGGGACAGCUUGGCUCAGAGACAACUUUUUAUACGGAUGUCAACCUCAGCAACAAGCUCAAUGAAAUCAAGACAUUCAACAAUUCCAACCUGUGCUAUGCAAGUCCAGGAGGAGAUUCCUCAGAUGGCUAUGAACCGAUCCCCUAUGCUACCACCCAACUUAUUCAGGCCAAUAUUAAAAACAAGACUCAUCCAUCGGAGUCUAUGAACAUGCCCUGCUGGAAUCAGCCACCAAAUCCUCCUCCACUACCAAAAGAGAUGGCCACACAGAUGCAAUACAACAUCAUAGAGCAAAACGUUCGAAAUAAAGAUCAUCUAGAAGGAAAUGAAGGCUUAGUACAUCACAAAAGCAGCCCCUACAACCAUAACCAAGAUCACAGUAUGGGAGGCUCGCAUCACAGCUCAGACAGGGGUAGCAACAGCACCUCAGGAAGUCAAAACCAAAAGAAAGGACCUCGGGCCAUGAAGACUCCAAAACAUACUGCGGUUAGCUGGGGAGAUGCUCUUUCUCCUCCUCAUGCUAUUGCCUGGAACGGUGAUGAGUACAGUCUCCCCAUGGAGAAGAGCUAUGAUCCAGAGAAAAGAACAGAAGGCUGCCCAAUUCCACCAAUUAGAGGGGCAGCAUCAUCUCCCCCUGACAUGUCUAAUAGUUGCCAUACUGCCACACAUCCACACGGAAUCAUGAGCAAUGGUGUGCAUGAUGGAAACAAUCAUCUCAGCUCCAACCCCCUGUACAUGGAAAGUGAUGAACAAGACGAUGACGCGGAAGACGAGACAACACUUACCGAAAACCACUACCAUCUGCACAAAAACCAACAGCACAAACAAAAGUUGCCUCAUAACUCCCCGCACAAACUGCUUUUCCACAGGCUGGAACAGACCCCAGCCUCCAGCACAGGGGAGCUGGAUAGAUCGGUCACAGGGUCCAUGGUAAACAGCUGGGGCUCUGCAUCUGAGGAGAACUUAUCAUCAGGCAGGUCCAGCAUUGUCAGCACCUCAGAAGGAUCUUUCUUCACGGAUGGAGAUUUCAGCCAGCCAGAAGGCGUGCGUAUGUGCAGAUACCCAGAGGAGUCAGGGCAGCGACAUCAGCGGCCCAGCAGUCCCAUGUCAACAGACAGCAACAUGAGUCCUGCAAUAAUGCAGAAAAGGCCCAGAAGGUUUAAGCAGAACCAGUGUGUGCCACCAAGCUACCAUCCCAAAGAUGUCUUCAAUGACGAUUCGUUCAUGCCUCUGAAUUUCCCCAGUCAAAUGUCCCAUAGCGACUCGAGAGUAAGGGGGGCCACCUUACCCCGGAUGGGAUCUGGAGAAACCCGAGGCCGAAGAGGCAGCACCGGGACUCACCGGGUCAGAGAGGCUCCAUUUGAGGAGGGAGAGAGCCAGGUCAUUGACAAGAUUCAACCAAGCGGAAAUGAAGGUGGCAAAAGCAAGCAACACUCAGAAUGUGGGGACAUUCGUCUGUACAAUCGUACCGCUUUACCAUCAGGUCCAGCUGAAAACGAGCCUGAUGACCGCAAUGCAUCCAGCUUUAUACUUUGUGAAGACUCGAGGAUCAAACACAGAGGACAGAUGGAGUCUCCGGUAGUAGAUGAGUUCCUGAGAAGCUGAGAAGCCUUUUGAUGACACCAUAACAGCUGCUCCGACAGCUGCCUCACUGAACGACUUGGGGUCGGUGGUGUGGGCAAAACUAAAACAACAAACACAACUAGUAAAUUACUGCACAAUAAAUGCUGUUUUUCUAUAUUGAAUUUCUCACUCAGUGUUGGUUUGAAAAAAAAAGUGUUCAUGUUUAUGUCUGUGGACUUUAUUCUGGCUGACCUGAACAAAAGGCUCAGCCGAUGAUGUAAGAUAAAUGCGCACGUUAUGGCUGAUGUGAUUGUCUACAAAACUAUUCUUCAUAAUGAGCGUUACUUGUGUAUUCUAAAAAAAAGCUUGUGUCAUCUCCAGACAGCUUGUAAAUUGUUAACUGCCACAGAAGUGCUUCAAAUUGAAAUUUUAUGUGACAGUGUUAAUGUUUUCUUAGUGAUGUACAUCUUGCGUCCUUGUAUGGUUUGUUCUACUUUGGGUUAGAAAAGCACAAUCACUUAUUUUUAUGAUCAUACUUGUACGCAUUUUGUGGAAUUGUGUAAAUCAUUUGAUCUUUUGACUUGAUUCAAAGAAAAUGAAUGUUGAUCUCAAUUGUGCAUCCAGUUGCGUACAGUUUAAGCUGCUUUCAUUCAGAAGUGAGAUCUCUGUUUUUGAGUAUUUUUUGCAUGCACAUUAUCCUAAUGGAUGGAUUACUAAAAUAUUCUGCUCCUGGACCUUUAUUUUAUUAUUAUAAUUAUUUUCAUUCACCUGCUUUUUUUCCCCUCUUCACUUAACCUUGUCCCAAACUUCUUCAAAUUAAAUCUACUGUCUCCAUUCUGUUAUUACUCAUCCUGACCUAAAUGGAUUCAUGAAACAGUUUGCCAGUAAAUUGAUUAAAUGUCAUUAGCUUGGGAAAUCAGAAGGGUUAGCCUCAGUAUGAUACAAUCGCUGUACUCCAUGACAGUAAUACAGAACUAAGUGAAUAUCAAAGUGCAUCUAAACAAUAUCACAAUAUUCAUUUAUGAAAAAAAAAAUGAAAGUCAAUGCUACCUAUAAGUCACCUUGAAUGACAUUUUCCAGAAUGGUAAACAAAACAAAACCUAACAGGUCUACUUUUGUCUGAUGCCUAUAAUGCACAUAGGAACAACUACCGGUACUCUGUCACUUGAAGUAAACCCAGUUAUCGUUUCUAAUUUCCAUUCGAUCGCUCUCUCUGUGAUUUGCCGUGCUGUGCUCUGAUUUUAGGUUUUGAAGAAUAAAGUCACAUGCUUACAA